Molecule: messenger RNA, 252 nt
Organism: Lichtheimia ornata
Lineage: Eukaryota; Fungi; Mucoromycota; Mucoromycetes; Mucorales; Lichtheimiaceae
Exons: 1
Coding region: 1-252 (83 amino acids)
Source: RefSeq, a predicted model, not a curated record
AUGCUUUACUUUUGGCGUCGUCAAGCAACCACUGUUUCACCUUCACCAUCAUCAUCUCCAAGCCAAGAGCAAUCAGAAACGGUCUUCCCUAUUGCAUCAAGUCAAUCCUCCUCGCUACAAAAGUUCAUGAAUGAUCCUACGCGUACAACAAAACGACCUGAUACUGUUGGCACUUUUUAUGAUCCUAUGAGCAUUGUUCGCAACAAUCAUUUGGUGGAGAUGCCCUAUGACAUUACGAAUACGGGUGCCUAA